AUUUAUCUUCCUUUAUCUUUAACCCCUGUAAAAGGGGAAAAGAAAAAAGCGAACAUCAUCGAUUCUUAACAAUCAAACAAAAGCGUUACGUUACAACUUGCAACUUCCCACAUGUAAAUCACAUUUAAUUUCUGAGUUUAUCCAUUUACCUCGUUUCUACCAAUACCAUUUUCUUUUUAUUUAUUUAUUUAUUUAAAUUAAAAUCAUUUCCACCAAAAAUUUUCUUCCACAUAUUAUAGCUUUUGUUUUUCCCUCGGAUUUUCGACAAGAAAAAAAAGACGACAUGAUGAGGGAACAACAAGAUCAACAAUCGAAGCUUUUGUGCGAGCUGUCGGCUCUCGCUUUCAACCUCAUCCGGUCUCAUCCGACGCCGUUGUCUUUUUCUGAUCGUGCUCCGGUCGUGCCGGUGCCUCCUUCGGAAUCGCCGCUGAGGCGUUCGGCGGCGAUAACUCCGGCGGGGUUUGCGUCGCUGUUACUGGGGAUUUCGGUUGCCCUGAUGCUUUGUGGAUCGGUUACUUUCUUCAUUGGGUUUAUGCUGAUGCCGUGGGUUAUUGGAUUGGUGAUGGUGUUGUACGUUGCUGGCAUCUUUUCCUCUCUCUCUGUCAUGUGGCGUUUCGUUCUUUGUUACGCUACGCCGCGCAAGGAUCUUCCUGAGUGGAAGCUUUUGUAAAGAGAUAAAUAAUGGAAUUGAGCAGUGUGAAGAUUAUGGAACUUCUCCUAAGAAGCAGGAAUCGUGGAUAACAGGCUUUUGCUUAAGUUAACAAAAUUUGUGGAUAUGACUUCAGCCUUAAUUACAAAUAGCGUUGUUUCCUGCUUCCUUCUGCUGCUAUCAAUUGUUUUAUUUAUCUAUAUUAUAACAUUUGUAAAUUUUGAAUUAUAGGCUUUUGAAUUUCCUUCUUUUUUCUCUUUUUUCCAUUUUCAAACAUGGUAUAUGUUCUAUAGAAA
This is a messenger RNA of Gastrolobium bilobum, 945 nucleotides long. RefSeq lists its product as uncharacterized. The transcript has 2 exons. The record is from RefSeq and is a predicted model, not a curated record. Bases 284 to 670 code for a protein of 128 amino acids. Lineage: Eukaryota; Viridiplantae; Streptophyta; Magnoliopsida; Fabales; Fabaceae.